AUGCGCAUCGACCUUUCCAUUCUUUUCACUGUUGCUCUGGCUGCUACAGGUGCAGCGGCAGCACCACAUGCUAAACGCGAUGCCGCUAGUGCAUACAAGGCGAACUCUGAAGCCGCGCUGGACCGGCUCCAGCAAUGGUACAACCCCGAGACUGGCCUUUGGAAGAGCUAUGGCCCAUCUUGGUGGCAAUCCGCGAACGCCAUGUUUACACUCCUCGAAAUGAUGGAAGUUGGGAGCGAAAGAGCGAAAGAGAUUGGGAAGACCGUGGUUCCCGGUAGCUUUGACGCAGCGGCAGCCUGGAACAUUAAGAACAACCACGCACUCAGGCGGCGUGAGGACAAGAACGGCUUUAUCAAUGGUUACUAUGAUGACAUGGGGUGGUGGGCUAUGGCCUGGAUCAAAGCCUACGAUGUCACCCGUGAUCGUAAGUACCUCGAUACUGCAGAGGUACUCUUCGAAGAUAUGACAUCCGGCUGGGGCACAGGCUGCUCUGAUGGUGGUCUUUGGUGGGACAAGGGGCAUCGAGACAUCGCGGAUAUUUCCAACACACUAUUUAUCGAAGUAGCUGGCUGGCUCUCCAACCGCGUUGAAGGAAAGAAGGACUUCUAUCGCGACUGGGCGGUCAAGUCGUGGAAAUGGUUCAAAAACAGCGGCAUGUACAAGACAGACGACCACAUCGGCAAUGGCAGCAUCGAUAAGAAGACCUGUAAGAGUGGUAAGAACCCACACAGUUUUACGUAUACGAAUGGAGCGCUGGUAUCAGGCUUGGUCGCUCUGGCUCGUGCCACUGGAGAAACGGCUUACAUGGACGAGGCACAUCUUGUUGCCGCCGAAGUCAUCCGAACCAUGUCAAAGGAUGGUGUUCUUCGAGAGCAAAAUAUCAACAACGCAAGUCCUGGAGAGGCUGCACCGCAGUUCAAAGGCGUAUUCAUGCGGGCACUGUCGUCUUUGCAAACGCAGAGCCCUAGACCCGAGUACAAAGCGUUCAUGCAGGCGUCUGCUGACAGUAUCUGGAACAAGGCUAGAGAUGGAGCUGCGGAUCUGGAUUCCGACUGGAACGGGCCCUUUCACGGACCUGCUAAUGCGAGCCCCCAAAGCUCUGCGCUGGACUGCCUUGUAGCCGCGUGGAAACACUCUCGGAAAUAG
Didymosphaeria variabile is the source of this 1146-nucleotide messenger RNA. RefSeq lists its product as uncharacterized. NCBI's taxonomy places the organism in Eukaryota, Fungi, Ascomycota, Dothideomycetes, Pleosporales, Didymosphaeriaceae. The record is from RefSeq and is a predicted model, not a curated record. Bases 1 to 1146 code for a protein of 381 amino acids. The transcript has a single exon. Gene Ontology annotation, biological process: carbohydrate metabolic process.